Messenger RNA from Lodderomyces jiufengensis, 1113 nucleotides. It is a transcript of the gene NRM1, whose product is annotated as Nrm1p. The record is from RefSeq and is a predicted model, not a curated record. The transcript has a single exon. NCBI's taxonomy places the organism in Eukaryota, Fungi, Ascomycota, Pichiomycetes, Serinales, Debaryomycetaceae. The coding region runs from base 1 to 1113 and encodes 370 amino acids.
AUGUCUAUAAUUACAAAUAGAGUAGCAUUAUCAACUAUAAAAGAUAGUCAAUUAAAUUCAUCAAACUCAACAACCCCAAUUAAAAAUAAAUUUUUGAAAAGGCGAUAUCCUGACUUGAUAGCUAAAUCGUUUUCCAUUGAACAAUCCGGCACUUAUUAUGGAAGUAAUUAUAGAGAUGAUGACGAAACACCAACAGCUAUAAAAUCAAAUAGUUUUAGUUUCAAUUCUUCAGAAAAAUUACCAACUUUGCAUUCAAAUUCAUCAAAUGAUCUUGCAGGAUUAGCAGCUACAAAAUUAAAAUUAAAAUUACAAUUUGCACUUUAUAAAUUAAAACAAAACAAGACCAACAAAGUAAAUUCAAAUUCCAUAUUAAGUCCAUUGAAUUCAAGAAAAACUACACCUAAUUCUUCACCAAAUUUUGAUUCGAAUUAUCAUCAUUCAAAUUUAUGGUCAUCAUUACCAACUCCGCCAGAACCACCAAAAUAUUAUACAAAAUCGAUUAAUGUUAAUUUACAAUAUGAUAAUAAAUUGGAGACUUCACACACCUCUUUAACAAAAGUUGCAAAUGAUAAAUUCAAAAAGCAAAAGAAGCUUAAAUUAUUUCAAAUUAAAAAAAACAGUAUCUAUUAUUCCAGCAAUACCAAGAAAUUACCGUUAAUACGCAAAAAGCAACAGAUUGAAACUCAAAAAUCAAUGAAUUCAUUUAUAAACAACUUAAUUUAUCAACCGUCAAUAACAACCUCACUUCCCUCAAUAACUUAUCCAAAAAAUAAUUUCGAACUUCAAUUGCCAUCCAUUAACAAAAUCUUGAAAACUCCAAUAAAACAAGCCAAUUUAUCAUUCACAAAUGCAUCAAGAAUGCCAACAACUAUUGAUGAUACAAUAGAUGAUGAUAAUGAUAUGACGGUAUUACAAAACUCAACCUAUCAAAAUACCACAAAAGAUAAUGAUGAGACGAAAUUACAAUUAGAUGAAGAAGAAGAAGAUGAACUGGAGGAGGAACAUAAUACUAAAACUGUAUUGACUUCAUCACCUUUUAAUAAUCAUUUAGGGACUCCAAAUAGUUUUAGCGUUGCAAAAUCUUUACUACAAUUGGGUGGUCAUAGAAUGUAA